This is a messenger RNA of Penicillium verhagenii, 1533 nucleotides long. RefSeq names its product chlorogenic acid esterase precursor. Lineage: Eukaryota; Fungi; Ascomycota; Eurotiomycetes; Eurotiales; Aspergillaceae. Gene Ontology annotation, molecular function: carboxylic ester hydrolase activity. The record is from RefSeq and is a predicted model, not a curated record. The coding region runs from base 1 to 1533 and encodes 510 amino acids. The transcript is spliced from 4 exons.
AUGUUGACAAGGAAUUUCUCUCUCGCGGCUAUUCUUUAUGCUUUGAGAGUGCUUGGUGCUCCGGCUUCAACCAAGGAUGCUGGGCUUCUUGUCCAAACAUCUAGCGGAUCAAUCCAAGGCUUCUUCAACUCCUCGGCCCCCGAUGUCCGUCAAUUCCUUGGUGUUCCUUUUGCCGAGCCCCCUGUCGGAGACCUUCGCUUUGCUCGUCCACGAGCGGUGAAAUCUAAGAAAAAUGUCAAGGCAACCAAGCUUCCAAACUCUUGUAUGCAGCAGUUUAGCAACAGCUCUACUAUAUACACCACAUACGAAACGGAGUUCUUGAUCAAUGGUGGCAACUCUGAAGAUUGUCUCUAUCUUUCUAUCUGGGCGCCUCGUACCGACAAUAUCCAGUCGGAGCAGCGCCCAUUGCCGGUCUUGCUCUAUAUUCCAGGCGGUGGGUUUACCUCUGGUGGCCAAAACUCCUUGUACAAAAUUCCGGAUCAAUGGGUGCAGCGAACACAAUCACAUAUUGUGAUUGUGAUGAAUUAUCGGGUCAAUAUUUUUGGCUUCCCCAAUGCGGAAGGGCUGGAAGAUCAAAAUGUCGGAUUCUUGGAUCAAAGACUCGCGGUCGAAUGGGUUCACGCUAAUGUUGCAAACUUCGGCGGUGAUCCAGAGAGAAUUACUCUUUGGGGCCAGUCGGCCGGAGCAGCCAGUGUCACCAUCUACCCAUAUGCCUAUCCCGAAGAUCCUCUUCUGGCAGGUUACAUUGCGGAUUCCGGUGGCCCAGGCAUCAUCACCAAUACUGAUACAACGCAUACUAAUUUCACCUUCAUUGCUGGAUUGGUAGGAUGUGGGGACCUUAGUGCGGACAAGGAGAUUAGCUGUGUCCGAAAUGUCCCCGCACAAACUCUGGAGAAUGCUUUAUCCUACUACAGCGGCAAUGGCACUAAGCCAUCGGUUUCGUUCACUCCAGUCGUGGACAAUAGAACCUGCUUUGCAAAUUACACACAGCGUAUUUUGGAGGGCAAAAUUGCGCAAGCGCCCAUGAUCAUCGGCAGCAACACAAACGAAGGAGCGGGGUUUGUAUCAUUUACCCCCGACGGACCUGGAGCCAGCGCGCUUGCCUCCACGACAAAGAUCAUAUCUUGUCCAGUCGCCGAGGAGGUGAAGAAUCGCAAUCUCGUCAAUUUACCAACUUAUCGCUAUCAAUAUGCCGGAAACUUUUCUAACAUCUCACCCCUGCCUUGGUUCGGAGCCUACCACAGCUCGGAGUUACCGCUGGUUUUCGGUACACAUAACGAAUACCGUGGUCGCUCGACUGAGUUCGAGUGGGAGGUCAGCUAUGCCAUGGAGGCACUGUGGCUCUCCUUUGCUGAAGAUCCUACGCGGGGACCUGCGCGUGUUGCGAUCAGUGAUGCUCCUGCAAAUCCCAAUAAGGAGAGCUACUUCGCCUGGCCGGAAUUCGAGCAGGGAGGCUCGGAUAUGCUGCUCAUUGCCAAAGAUGAUCAGCUGAUGCAACUUAUUUCUUCGGAUAGCAUUGACGAUGCUUGUUGA